This is a messenger RNA of Engraulis encrasicolus (European anchovy), 3595 nucleotides long. RefSeq names its product retinoic acid receptor, alpha b (gene rarab). Gene Ontology annotation, molecular function: zinc ion binding; RNA polymerase II cis-regulatory region sequence-specific DNA binding; nuclear receptor activity. Gene Ontology annotation, cellular component: nucleus; transcription regulator complex. The coding region runs from base 1523 to 2935 and encodes 470 amino acids. The transcript has 8 exons. NCBI's taxonomy places the organism in Eukaryota, Metazoa, Chordata, Actinopteri, Clupeiformes, Engraulidae. The record is from RefSeq and is a predicted model, not a curated record. Gene Ontology annotation, biological process: regulation of transcription by RNA polymerase II; cellular response to corticotropin-releasing hormone stimulus; retinoic acid receptor signaling pathway.
CACAUUAUUCAUAUGCCUAGGCUACAUAGAUUGUUUUAGCCUAAUUAUUUCAAAUUGUCCAACUUGUGCAGUCGAUCAGGCAGCACAUCUGGGGACAUAACCUUGUUUUAAAAAAAGCUUAAUCAAUCAAAAAAAUUAAGCACAAACUUAAACACAAUUUAAGUUUACUUAUGCUACAGAUAAGUGUCACAUUUUUCAGGCAUUGUAAAGAGGGUCUGUGCCGAAGAAGAGUGGCUUUGUUUGACCUUAUCUGUAUAUUUGUUAGGUAUUUUUCUCGAGGGGAAUUUUACACCCCAGACUUUCUUUUUUUUAUCAUAGUGGAACAAAGCUAAAUCAAUUUGGUUGAAAUGGUAGAUGUGUGUCUCCUGUGACUAUAAUGACCUACUUAAACAAGGCACUUAGGAAAGAACCACGGCCAGAGCAACAAUAGCUGACUUGUGUUCACACACUAAUAAAGUUCAAAGUAGUCACUUAAACAUUACGCUAUGUUAUCUAUAUGCGUAGUAGAUGUGUCGUAAAGGCCUUAUGGCUUUUCUAGUGUGAGUGAGACACCACAUGGAGGAGGUCUCUCGUGCCCCACUCGUCGUAGCCAAUGGCGAGAGAGAGAGCGGCCAGUGGGGGAAGUGCUGGCGGCGAGGGAGGAGCCUCAUGCGCAGCUGCUGACACCCAUCAAAAAUUACAGAGCUAAAGAGACUAGAAACUAAACGGGGGUCCGAGGUUCCCCUCCAAGACAGGCAGCUUCGGCCGUCCCGCUCUGGCAAAUUGGGAACUGUGGAAUAACAGGAUGCUGGCAAGAUCACCGCGGAUGAUCGCAUGUUUGAAUAGGAGCGAACUGAAGUUUGUCGUCUCCUUCGGCCGUGGACUGUAAACAGAGGGAUUAUUUCGGAGAUAAAUAUUGGCCGGUUUGUUUGGAGGCUUUGCAGCCAAACCUGCUCGGCUGACACAUUUUCAUGUUUCAAAUGUGUGCGGUCGCUACAUGCAAAACGGCAAAACGAUACUGAUUGCACGAAUCCAUGCAACGAACGAGAUACCGACAGAGUUUCUCCAAAAUCUAAACCGUGGAUUUUAUUAAGACCUCUUUCAACGAGGCGCCGUGUCUCAGCUUUUGGUACUUCUGUGGGCUUGCUUACAUUGAGGCAAGCAUUAUCAUCUAGCCUACUCCUUUCAAAAACGGCAGCGGGUGACAAUGUUGCUUUGAAGGAAUUCCACCGAAUAGCAACAAAUGUAUUCGGAAACGAGUCAUUUGCGGCUUCUCAGCUGACCUACUAGUUGUUCGAAGCCGAGUCUCUCCUCUGUAUUCCCAGACGGACUGGCGAACUUCAGUGAUAAGAGGGCUCUGAAAAGUGGACUACAUUCUCGAGGGCACAAUUUUAAAAGGCGAAUGUUGCUCUAUUUCGGCAACAAAAUGCAAGUACAUUAGCCGUUCGAAAGCUGUUUAGUGUCCUCAUGUUUUCAAACUCACUGGUCGUCGCUUCAACAACGAAACAUCCCGUGAAGGAGGCAUUUUCUCUCACGCUGCAUAAUGUACGAGAGCUUGGACGUGAUUGGGCUCACCCCUAGUACGAAUCCGUUUCUAAGCAUGGAUUACUAUCACCAAAACCGCGGAUGCUUGAUCCCCGAGAAAGGCCUCGUGCCUGGAGCGCCCCGUCCGUACACCUCUAUCCGAAACCAACACUGGAGUGGCUCCAAUCACUCGGUGGAGACCCAGAGUACUAGCUCGGAGGAGAUUGUGCCCAGCCCGCCGUCCCCUCCUCCCCCUCCGCGGGUCUACAAGCCCUGCUUCGUGUGCCAGGACAAGUCCUCAGGGUACCACUAUGGAGUUAGCGCCUGCGAAGGAUGCAAGGGCUUCUUCCGGCGGAGCAUCCAGAAGAACAUGGUGUACACGUGUCACCGGGAGAAGAGCUGCAUCAUCAACAAGGUCACGCGCAACCGCUGCCAGUACUGCCGACUGCAGAAAUGCUUCGAAGUGGGCAUGUCCAAAGAAUCGGUGAGAAAUGACCGGAACAAGAAGAAAAAGGAGGAGAAGAAACCGGAUUGUUCGGAGAACUACACGCUGAGCCCCGACACGGAGGACAUGAUCGAGCGCGUACGCAAAGCCCACCAGGAGACCUUCCCCUCGCUAUGCCAACUGGGCAAAUACACAACGAGUAACAGUGCGGAGCAGCGCGUGGCCCUGGACGUGGAUCUGUGGGACAAGUUCAGCGAGCUGUCCACCAAGUGCAUCAUCAAGACGGUGGAGUUCGCCAAGCAGCUCCCCGGAUUCACCACGCUCACCAUCGCAGACCAGAUCACCCUGCUCAAGGCGGCCUGCCUAGACAUACUGAUUCUGAGGAUCUGCACGCGGUACACCCCCGACCAGGACACCAUGACGUUUUCGGACGGCCUGACGCUGAACCGCACGCAGAUGCACAACGCCGGCUUCGGGCCGCUCACCGACCUGGUCUUCGCCUUCGCCAACCAGCUGCUGCCGCUCGAAAUGGACGACGCCGAGACAGGCCUACUUAGCGCCAUCUGCCUGCUGUGUGGAGAUCGUCAGGACCUUGAGGAGUCGGACAAGGUGGACGUCCUGCAGGAGCCGCUGCUGGAGGCCCUGAAGCUCUACGUCAGGAACCGCCGGCCCCACAAGCCACACAUGUUCCCCAAGAUGCUCAUGAAGAUCACAGACCUGCGCAGCAUCAGCGCUAAAGGUGCGGAGCGUGUGAUCACCCUGAAGAUGGAGAUCCCGGGCUCCAUGCCGCCUCUGAUCCAGGAGAUGCUGGAGAACUCUGAGGGGCUGGAGAGCCAGGGUGGCGGGGCGCGGGGCGGAGGAGGAGGAAAAGGAGGAAAAGGAGGAAAAGGAGGAAAAGGAGCCAAGGCGGGCAGCUGUAGCCCCAGCCUCUCCCCCAGCUCCGACCACAGCAGCCCCCCGCCACCCUCGCCCUCCCCUUCCCCAUGAUGGAACCUCCCCUCACACUCUCUCUCACACACACACACACACACACACACGUAAACACACACACACACAGCACUGUGGAUGCCACCGGCCCGACAACACCUCCACCAACCCAGCAAACACCUGACAACCCAUCCCACCCCGCUCCUUGCCUUCCUCUCCUCUCCUCUGCCUUUCCUGGUACCCCCCCACCCCUGCCUUUCAUUCCUGCUUCACUAUUGCCCUGAGCCCCCCCCUACCCCCUUCCCCCUACCCCAAACACCUGACCCCAGGCCUAUUGUUUUUUUUUUCGGGGAGGGAGGAGAACUGCAUUGGGUUUGGAUUGGGCUGGGCCGGGCCGGGCCGGGUCGGGUCGGGUUGGACCAAACAGCGGGACCAGGACCUCCAUUUUUCCCCCCCUGUUGAGUGGUCUUCUGUUUUCCACCCCUUGAAAAUAAAAACACUCGGGGAGAGUUGGGGCAGACAUUUCAAUGGGUGGCCAAGGGGUCCGGAUCACGUUUGAAGAAACACAAAGCUGUUGCUUUGUCACUUGGACAGGAGACAGGAGGAUGAGGGUUGAGGGUUGGGGGAUGGGGGAUGCGAAGACCCCUGGAUCAGAGGACCACCUGACAACCACCCACCCACCCAGCCAGCCCACCACCGCACUGCCCGACCCCAUCCUGA